UUAUUUCUCUCUUUCAGAUAUAAAAAAUAUUUUAUAUUUAUAUUAGAGAAAUCCACACCUAAGAAAAGAAAAAUUUAUACUUCACACCCUCACAUUCCGUUUACUGAUAAAAUUAUUAAUAUCUAAUUAAUUUGUGGAUAAACUCAAAACUCAAAAGCUUGAUCUUGAAAGUAUUUCAUUUAAUUCUUGCAGCAGCAAGAAAAAUAUUUGACUUCCGCAAAUUACAACAACUUUUGCCAAAAAAUAUCUCUUAAAAGCAAUUUUCAAAUUUUUGUUUAGUUUACAAUCAGUACGAAAAUUACCACUAUGAAUUUUAUACCUCCAUUAAUAGCAAAGUUACCAAUAGUUCUGAUUUUAUUUUGAAAUACUCCAUAUUGAUAUUAACAGUGGAUGUUUUUUUUUUUUUUAAUUUUCAAAAUAAUCCAUAUACACACGGGUGUUCUAUUUAAAAAAUAAUAUAUAUUUCUUCCAUAAAAUCGGAUACAGUUCAUUAAUGGAGUUGAAAAAAGGGAAAACUUUUUAUUUUCCAUUUUCAUUCCUGUUAAAAAAUUUUGCUUGUGUUCAACUGCACAGAAAUUUAAUUUUAAAUCAGCCAGCAUAUACAGGUAGUCUUCUUGAUAUUAGAAAUAUAGUAACUGAUUUUAUCCUUAAAACUCAAUCAAUAUAUCAAUAAUAUAAUAUUUUUUGAUAUAUAGCAAUAAUUUUUUUUCGUGACAGUCUUAUAAUAUACUCAUUAUACAAGUUCUCAAAUUUCAGUUGAUUCCUGAAAUGCACAAAUCAAAAAUAAAGGGCAGAUGUAGAAUGAGAUGGAAAUACAGGCAGCAGGUAACCCAUAGUUCUACACUUCACUACUUUGCCAAUGCGCCAGGGCUCAAGUGAAUUUGAUUAACAUGUACUUGCAUUUCUUCAAUUACAGAGUGAUUCUAAAAUAUGUAGCCAAAUUUGUACAGCGAGAGAGAUCAAAAUAGAUUGUUUGGACUUAAUUUACCUAACAUAAAUUUAUUUAUUACAUUUAAGAGUAAUUUGAAAUAGAAUAUUCAAAAAGAUAAAUGAAUAUUGUCAAUGAAAAUCAGAUAUGUUUAACAUUACCAGCAAUGAUACUGAAAUAACCAGUAGUGACAAAAGAAACUGUAAAAAUUGCUUCAUUAAACUUAUUGGCCAAUAAAAGUCAAUAUGACGACAUAUGAAUCUUUCUUGCACUACGAAAGGGUAAAGAAAGCAAAUUCCUUCUUGGAUUCUGUUUUGUUCGUAUAUUUUACAGAACUAUCUCUAAAAUAUAAACCUUCAACAUUAUAUGGUUUCAUUAUUGAAGUAUGCUUAUUUCGAUCCACAUAUUUCAAGGAGUAAAUAUAGAAGUUUAAAUACAAUGCGGAACAGCCAAAUGGAAUAAAUUCAGUAGCUCAAUUAUUGUGCAUAUUUAUAAAAAGUUCCGAGACAUGUCGAAUUUAGAUUCAGAAAUGACAUCCUGCAAUGUAAAAAUUUCAUAAUUAAAUUCAACCCCCUUCGAGUGGCAGUUGCAACCCUAAAAAUUUUAAAUGGGAAGUAGGGGUUUGUGAUUCCUCACUUAAAAGAUCUUUUCAUUCUCUAUUCAGAAAUGCUAAGGUUUUCAUAUUUAUUGCAAAAAUUAACGGUCUGCUUGACAAAUUUGUUACAACAAACAAAAACAUAAAAAAGUACAGCAUUUUUUUCUUGCAUGCUAGUAAACACAAUUUCAGAGUUGUGUUAAAAAUUAUCGAUUAAAAAGAAGACAUAAACUUAUCAAAAUUGCUAAUUAAUUGACUGCAAUAUGUGUUUUAUGUAUUGUUUGAGUUUUGCUAACUGUAAUAAUUCCUAAUCAUGGUUUAUUUAAGAGGAAUGCAUAAAAUAACAAUUAUACAGAUGGUUGGUUGCGGAGAUAGAAUGUAAUCACAGUUCGAAGUUGCUCGCCUUUUUCAAGAAAAAUUUCCUAAUUCUCCACCUAUAUCCCAAUGUACAAUUAACAAAAUUGAAAAGCAGUUUCGCAAAAAUGGACGUGUAGGGCAGAUAAAAAGAAGCUUUCAAUACAAUGAGUAACAUUACCAAAAUAGAUGGACUGUUCGAGUUUGAAGAAAACCCAAAUAGUUUAAAUGGGUAAGCAACUUCAGCAUUGAAACCAUUCCUCGAUUAUUCGUGUAUUAAAAAAAAAAAAAAUGCAUCCCUAUAAACUGAACCCUACUCAGCAGCUUAAUGAGGAUGAUUUUGAUAUAACAUAUUUUUGUGAACAAGAUAACAAUGUUAUCCAACUAGAAAAUGUUUUGUUUUCUGUUGAGUCUAUUUGUACUCUUCACGGCCAUGUUAAUCGUUAAAACUGUUACUACUGGACUAAUGAAAAUCCUCACUGGAUGAAAGAAUUACAUAUGCAAAAUCCUGAAAAGGUUCAUGUUUGGGCGGAGAUAAUAAUUGGAGACCAUAUCAUUGGUCAGUUUUUCAUUGAUGGCAAUUUGAAUGGAGAUAAUUAUAUACAACAAAAUAAUGUCGUGCCAACUUUGCCAAACUUAUAUCCUGCUCAAGCAAACCUCCAAGUUCCAGCUGAUGUCAAAUGGUUCUAGCAGGAUGAAGCACCACCAUAUUACUGAAUCAAUGUCUGGCAAUACAUCACCCUAACAUUUCCUAAUCGGUGGAUAGGGAGGCAAGGAUUGCUGGAAUAGCCAGCACAUUCUCCUGAUCUCACAUCCUUAGAUUUCUUUCUAUGUGGAUAUGUUAAAAAUAUGAUAUACAAAACUAAGCCAUGUGAUACAGCUGACUUGAGAAGAAAAAUUAAUGAUUGCACCUCGGUCACGCCUCAGAUGUUGGAAAACGUUAGAAAAUAUUUUUAUUUACGAUUAAGAUACUGCCAGACCUUCAAACAACUCAUUUUGAAAAUCUCCAAUGUUGAAAUUGUGUUUGUUUUAGUUUGCUGUAAAAAAUUUUGCCAAACAAACUUUUAAUUUUUGCAAUAUGAAAACCAUAGCACUUUUGAAUAUGGUAAUGAAAAGCCCCUACUUCCUCCUUAAAAAUUUAGUUUUUUUUUUAUAAAUAUGCACAAUAAUUGAGAUUAUGAAUUUAUUGCUUUUAGAUGUUUCGCACUGUAUAAUUGCCAAAACAUUGCUAAAACAAAUUUUGAACCUCUUUCUCUAGAAAGUAUCAAUGAUUUUCUUACUAAAGCCGCUGAUAAUAAAUAUCUUGCAACAAUGGUAAGAUUUAAAUAAUUGUUUGAAAGUAUUAAGAACAAUCAAUAAUUUAUUUCUUUAAGGUUGCAGUAAUAAUCGGAAUAAAGGGUACUUGUCGGAUUAAUGAGAUGUACUGCAUGAUUUGCAAGUUCUUAAAGCAUAUUUAGUAAAUUUGUCCAACACCAAGACGAAAUUUACAGUCACCAAUAAUUAUAGCAAGUAUAUCAAAAUCAAGUUGGUACAUCAAGUCACUUCACAUUACAACAAAUUUUUUAAAUUUAAAUUUAUCAAUAUGAAAACUGGAUUAAAUAAAUUUGCCAAAAUGAAAAAAGAAACUGCUAUCUUUUUGCAAUUACCAAACCCGGAAAAAUAUUUUGGGGACAACUUUCAUAUGAAAUUUGGUUAUAAAGUUUAUCUAAUUAGAAGCAAAAAUUCAUUCAGAAACUUACAAAUAUGUUAACCAGUGGCGCAGAUACCAAGUGACAGUGCCACUAGGAGCUUCAGAGCAUCAACAUUUUUAAGGAAAACUAAUCUUUUUCAGUUUGUUUAUGGAAUAAGUGGUGUUGGAGUUCUGAUUUUUUAAAUUUUAGAAUGAAAUUACGCAAGAGGUGUUGGAGUUCUAGUUUUUCAAAUUUUAGAAUGAACUUACACAGUUAAACAAAUUUAAAAAACUAUUCGUUUUACGAAAACUGUUUAUGAGCAUUUUUAAUAAAAGCUUUUUAAUUCUGAACAGGUACAAAAUAUCAAAAUAUUUUUGCCAAUGAUUUUUUAGACUUUUGAUAUAUUAAAUUGUAUUUAAAAUGAUUUUAAAAUUUAAAAAAUCGUAAUUCUAAAAUGUUCCGUUAUUUAUUACUACAGUUGUAUAUUUCAAAAUUGCCAAUUUAAUGAUUCAAAAAACAUGUUCGUUACUUUUGUAUUAUAUUUUCACUACUAUAGCAUUAGUUUAUUCAUAAAAUAAUGCAAAACAUUUGAAAUAGUUUUGUCUAACCAUAGAUUUAACAGUAUACUAUGGAUGGAAUGUAUAGAGAAAGAGACAGAGAGACAGAGAGAGAGAGAGGUAAGGUGCCAAGAUGUAAAGUGAGAUGAAACUAUACCUUGUCCAACGAGAGAAUGGACUUGCGCUGGAACGAAAACUCGUUUGUUUUGGGUCAGACUCCGCCUAUUCAAUCCCUGCCAAGGCGCGAUUGGCUCAGUAGUUACCAGGGCCGGUGCCUUGCUUGACCCGAUCCCUACCUGGCACCUGAUACCUGAUCCCAGUUUGUAUUGAAGUGUAGCAAGUGACGGUGAUUUUAUUUAGUUACGAAAUAAGUUACAAAUCUUGUGGAAUGCGAAUAAGCGAAUAUAUAAUAGUGAUUGAAGACAAUUGUGAAAACUUAAUAACAUAAUGGCUGCUGCGAGAGAGGAAAUACCCCGAUUAUCGCCAAUUAAGAAGAAUAAAAGAGGCCAGGUAAAUAAAUAAAUACUUAUUAUAUGUGCUUUAAAACGUAUAUUAUAUUUACCAGUCAAUAAUUUAAAUUUUAUUUAUAAUUUCAGGUGGUGCAUCAAAAUCAAAAAGUAAUUGUAGUAAAAAAAGACAAUCCACAAAUGUCUUACAAAGAGACGAUUUUAGAGUUAACGAAACAAACGGGCAUUGGAAAAAAUACAGUGAAAAAUAUUAUAGCGGAGUAUAAUAGAAUCGGUCAGGUAAAAGAACCAAAUUUAAAAAAAGCUCGCCUCUCUUUUAAAGAAAAGAUCAAUGAAUUUGAUAAGAAUGCUAUAAGGAGAAAAGUGCACGAAUUCUAUCGAAAUAAGGAACUACCGACAUUGAACAAAAUUAUGCAAGCAGUAAAUGACGACGAAGACUUACCACAAUUCAAGUGAUCAACAUUUCACAAAUUGUUGCAUGAAUUGAAUUUUGUUUUUGUUAAACGACAACGAAAGAGUUUCCUUACUGAGAAAGAGGACCUUAUAAUGUGGCGCAGAGAUUACCUGCAAGCCAUAAAAAGAUACCGCGAAGAAGGUCGCUCUAUUUAUUACCUGGAUGAAACCUGGGUUAACGCAGGGGAUGUACGUGAGAAGAUUUGGAUAGACACGACGAUUAAAUCACACAGGGAUGCGUUUCUCAGAGGCUUUUCAACGGGACCUGCUAAUCCCAGUGGUAAAGGCAAACGCCUAAUCGUAUUGCAUAUUGGCAGCGCUGCUGGAUUCAUUCCUGGUGGUUUGCUAUGUUUUCAGUCUAAAAAAAAUACAGCAGAUUAUCAUGACGAAAUGAACGGAGACACAUUUUUAGAAUGGUUCCAAAAGGUUUUACCGAUGUUGGAUGAUAAUUGCAUAAUUGUCAUGGACAAUGCUCCGUAUCAUUCGGUAAAAAUAGAAAAAAUACCCAAUACUUCGUGGAGAAAAAAUAAUAUAAUUGAGUGGCUACAAAUUAAAGGGAAAGAAAUCGACGAAACAAUGGUGAAAGCAGAAUUGUUGCGUAUUGUUGCAGGAGAAAAGGAGAAAUACAACAAAUAUGUGAUUGAUGAAACGGCCAAAGAACAGAAUAAAACUGUGCUCAGACUUCCACCAUAUCAUUGUGAACUAAACCCUAUUGAAAUGGUUUGGUCAAUGGUCAAGGGAUGCGUAAAAACAAACAAUACAUCUUUCAAAUUACCAGAGGUGAAGAGAUUGCUUCAAGGCGUUGCGCGAGUAACAGCCGAACAUUGGAACAAUUUUAUUCGACACUCGGUAUCGGAAGAACACAAAUUUUGGGAAAUUGACAACGUCGUUGACAGAAUAAUAGAUGAGGUACAACCCAUAAUUAUUAAUGUGAACGGUGAAAGUGAUUCUGAUAGCAGCGGUACAGACUAGUUUUUUAUGUUUUAAAUAAUAAAAUGUUUUUUUAAUUAAUAUUUUUACCUUUUCAAUAAUAAAUGACUUAUUUUAAACAUAUUUAUAGUUUAUUUUACAUGACGCUGAUAAAUUGAUUACACCUAAUUAACUUACUACACUGAAGAAGCGCCUACGGCUAAAAUUUAAUGUAAAUAGGUCCUGUGUAGCUCGCUAUAGACUUCUCCCACUCUAAUCGCCAAAGCGCGAAGCAAGUCCAUUCUCUCGUUGGACAAGGUAUAGUCUCCCGUCAUGUGACUUGGGGAAUUUGCAAGCUUAGCAAAUGCAAUUUGUUAUAUCCAUUCUGUGAUAUUAAGUGUUAAGUGUUAUUGCAUAUUUUACAUAUACAUUUUACAGUAGUUUUUUUAAUUAUCGUGUUACUAUCAAAUAAGAGUCAAUUUCAUAAUGAGAAAUAGUUUCUUUUAGAAUCAAUGUCGCGCAAUUUGUAUUCUAGGUCAUGUGACUUAGGGCAAAUCAUUGCCAUUUUAGCAGAUCAUGUUGGAACAGCUACAAUGCACUGAAAGUCGGUUUUAGCUCCAUCCAUAGUAUACUGUCAAAUCUAUGUGUCUAACUUCGCAAAUAAUUAAGCUACAACAUAUACUAGAGACAAGUAUUGAAAUUUAUUAUUGAAUUUGUUUUUUUUUAACAAUACAAGAAAGUUAUGAUGAAUUUUCUAGUCAGAGCCAUUCAAAAGUCAGUAAAACAACAGACAGCCGACUUACUUUAUUGGCACAUGGAAUUGUAUGUAUACAUGAAUGAAAUGCACAUUUGUGUUUAGUUUUUUUUUUUUUGAAAGAAUAUUUAAAAAACUCAUUAUAAUAAUGAAUUUAU
This is a messenger RNA of Anoplophora glabripennis (Asian longhorned beetle), 6845 nucleotides long. RefSeq lists its product as uncharacterized. Lineage: Eukaryota; Metazoa; Arthropoda; Insecta; Coleoptera; Cerambycidae. The record is from RefSeq and is a predicted model, not a curated record. The coding region runs from base 5118 to 5996 and encodes 292 amino acids. Gene Ontology annotation, molecular function: nucleic acid binding. The transcript has a single exon.